Artibeus jamaicensis (Jamaican fruit-eating bat) is the source of this 1112-nucleotide messenger RNA. It is a transcript of the gene TMEM234, whose product is annotated as transmembrane protein 234. The transcript has 5 exons. The record is from RefSeq and is a predicted model, not a curated record. Lineage: Eukaryota; Metazoa; Chordata; Mammalia; Chiroptera; Phyllostomidae. The coding region runs from base 24 to 446 and encodes 140 amino acids.
AAGUGGAAGGGACCGGCGUUGCCAUGGCGGCGUCUUUCGGGCAGGUGCUGGCUCUGGUGCUUGUGGCCGCUCUGUGGGGCGGCACACAGCCGCUGCUCAGGCGGGCCUCCUCCCACCUGCAGCCGGUUCACGAGCGGACCUGGGUCCGGCAGUUGCUGCAGGAGAUGAAGACUCUCUUCCUGAAUAUCGAGUACCUGGUGCCCUUUUUCCUCAAUCAGUGUGGCUCCCUUCUCUACUACCUCACCUUGGCAUCAACAGAUCUGACCCUAGCUGUGCCCAUCAGUAACUCUCUGUCCAUCGUCUUCACACUGGUUGUCGGGAAGGUCCUUGGAGAAGAUAUUGGUGGAAAACGAACAUUAGCAGGCAUGGUGCUCACCACUGCCGGAAUUACACUCUGCGUCACAAGCUCAGUGAACAAGACCCAUGGACAACCAUCUGCCCUUUAAGUGGGCCAGCGCCACUCUCCAGCUCUGCCGUCUCCAGGAAGUCUGUUGGGCCACAGGGUGCAGCCAGUGAGCAGAUGGACUUAGCACUUCCCCACUCUGAGCCUCAGCUUCCUCCUCUCUUAUGGGGGUAAUAGCUACCUCGUGGAUCACAAUAAGAGAACAAGAAUGAAAGGGUUUUGUAACUUGCAAGAGCUGAUCUAUGGCUAGGACCUAGCACAAUGGACUUCACACUCACUCCCAGCAACCUUUCUGCUGCAGCAGCCCUCUCCCUGCGGUCACAUCAGGCCCCCAGCCCAGCCACUGUUACUCUGACCUGCUCUGGACUAUCACGGCAGCGGGGUCAGUGGGUGGCACAACCCCAGCUACAUGGAUGGGGCCAGCUCCAGUCUUUGAGCCAGAAAUGCAAACAGGAGGCCUCCAGGACCCAGUCAGAAACCUUGGCUGGCGGUGGGGGAAACUGAGGAGAGGAAGGUGCAUCAGAAUGGCAGAUGUAGGGAAGAGGGGCUGGCUGCCGGCCUUGCAUAUCCCACCCAUGGGGUGGGUGGCAAUCCCCAACAGCCCACCCCUCAAACAGAGAGACACCUGUGAGCCCCAGCACUGCCCAACUCCGGCAUUUUGCGUAAUGCCUGGCAAGUAGUAGCCUGUAAUAAAUCUGUAGUAAACAAA